AUGUCUCGAUCCUCUGAAUGUGAUCAAUCAAACCAGCGAUCAGCCAGCGAUCGUGAGAAAUUCGUUCUUGUUGCUUUGGCUUUUGUGGCUUGCGCCUAUGCUGAUGUCUCCGAAUUGGGCUACAACUAUCCCCAACCAGCUCCCGUUGCUCCCCAAAAAUCCUACAUUCCUCCAGCACCACCAGCUCCCGUAGAACAACCCCACAACUCUUACAUUCCCCCACCACCACCAGCUCCCGUUGAACAACCCCAAAACACCUACAUUCCUCCAGCUGCCCCAGCACCCGUAAUUGUUGAACAACCCCAAAACACUUACAUUCCCCCAGCAGCUGAAUCUCAUGUAGAAUCUCUCGCUGAAGAUGGUUACCGUUACAAGACUGUGCGUCGCGUUGUCUACAAGCACCGUGCUUAAGUCAAGAAUGAAUUUCAUGACUUGUUGUUAAAAAUAAAAUGUUGUUGAAAUAAAAAAAGUAUUAUAAAUAAAUUUAAAACAUAGAAAAACAAAUAA
This is a messenger RNA of Calliphora vicina (urban bluebottle blowfly), 507 nucleotides long. RefSeq lists its product as uncharacterized. The coding region runs from base 1 to 411 and encodes 136 amino acids. The record is from RefSeq and is a predicted model, not a curated record. The transcript is spliced from 2 exons. NCBI's taxonomy places the organism in Eukaryota, Metazoa, Arthropoda, Insecta, Diptera, Calliphoridae.